Molecule: messenger RNA, 648 nt
Organism: Carica papaya (papaya)
Lineage: Eukaryota; Viridiplantae; Streptophyta; Magnoliopsida; Brassicales; Caricaceae
Product: mediator of RNA polymerase II transcription subunit-like protein
Biological process (GO): regulation of DNA-templated transcription
Cellular component (GO): mediator complex
Source: RefSeq, a predicted model, not a curated record
CGGUUCAGGCCGGAAGUAGAACAAGGUCUACAGAGGAUUCAGAAGGGGAGAAAAUGGCGGAGCAGCUAGGAGGAGGAGGAGGAGGAGGAGGAGGCGGAGGCGGAGAUGUUCCGCAGCGGCAAUCACCACAACAAAAUCAAAAUCAAAGAGAAGACAUGACUUCGUAUGUCACCGCCUUAGAAACGGCUCUGCUUCCAUGCCUGCCCGCCAGGGAGCUCCAAGCCAUUGAUCGAUCUCCUCAUCCUUCUCAUCAAAUUGACGUGGAGAGGCAUGCCAGAGACUUUAUGGAGGCUGCAAAAAAGCUUCAAUUAUAUUUCAUCAGCCUGCAGCGGGAUGACUUACCAACCAAUAUUGAAACCCUUAGGAAGGAGAUUGCUAUGAUGGAAGAAGAGCUGAAGAACAAAAAUGAGAUUAUCAAGAAGCAGGAAAGACUCAUCCAAGGGUGGACUAAGGAGUUGAAAGACCAACUAGAUAAACACAAUACUGAGCUGGAAAGAGUGUAGUUAGAAAAACCUAGCUUAUCAAUCAAUUAAUGGCAGAGCUUGUGGAGUUUCGUGUAAUGUUUCGGAAGUCAGUUUUGCCUUAUUUUUCAUGUUGGAUUUUGCGAUUUUUUGGAAAAUGCAACUGAUUCUCUCAAAUUUCCGAACA